GGCAGAGGCGGCGGCGCAGGCGGCGGCGGCGAAGGGGGAGGCGGAGGUGCGGACCGGCGCGAUGCGGCGCUACCUGCGCAUCGUGGUGCUGUGCCUGGCCUGCGGCUUCUGCUCGCUCCUCUACGCCUUCAGCCAGCUCGCCGUGUCCCUGGAGGAAGGAGCCGGCGGCAGUGGCGGGAAGCCUCAGGCCGGAGUGGCUUCCUGGAUCGCGGGCGGUGGACGCGGCGCCGCGAGAGGGGCGGGCGAGGCAGGCACCUCAGCGCAUCCCGGCCGGUGGGACAGGUGUAAAGAUAUCUCUCUGUCUUACUGGAAUCCCUAUUGGAUGCUGCCCUCUGAUGUUUGUGGAAUGAACUGCUUUUGGGAAGCGGCUUUUAGGUACAGUCUGAAAAUACAGCCCAUUGAGAGAAUGCACCUAGCAGUAGUGGCCUGUGGUGAAAGACUGGAAGAAACUAUAACCAUGUUGAAGUCAGCGAUCAUUUUCAGUGUCAAACCUCUUCAGUUCCAUGUUUUUGCUGAAGAUCAACUACAUGGUAGUUUUAAAGGCAUACUUGAUAGCUGGUCAUUUCUACAUACAUUUAAUUAUUCAUUAUACCCAAUAACUUUUCCAAGUGAAAAUGCAGCAGAGUGGAAAAAGCUCUUUAAACCGUGUGCUUCCCAGAGAUUAUUCUUACCGUUAAUCCUGAAAGAAGUUGACUCGCUAUUGUAUGUCGAUACCGAUAUCCUAUUUUUACGGCCCGUUGAUGACAUUUGGUCUUUACUGAAGAAAUUUAAUUCCACACAAAUUGCUGCAAUGGCACCAGAACAUGAAGAGCCUCGAAUAGGAUGGUAUAACCGCUUUGCCAGGCACCCAUACUAUGGAAAAACUGGAGUGAACUCUGGAGUUAUGUUGAUGAACAUGACUAGAAUGAGAAGGAAGUAUUUCAAGAACGACAUGACACCUGCACGGCUGCGAUGGGGCGACAUCCUGAUGCCACUGCUCAAAAAAUACAAGCUGAAUAUCACAUGGGGCGACCAGGAUCUCUUGAAUAUCAUAUUUUUUCAUAAUCCAGAAAGCCUUUUUGUUUUUCCAUGUCAAUGGAAUUAUCGGCCAGAUCAUUGUAUCUAUGGAAGUAAUUGCCUAGAAGCAGAAGAAGAAGGAAUCUUUGUUCUUCAUGGGAACAGAGGUGUUUACCAUGAUGAUAAGCAACCAGCAUUUAGAGCUGUUUAUGAAGCACUGAGAAAUUGUUCUUUUGAAGAUGGCCACAUCCGUUCCUUAUUAAAACCUUUAGAACUGGAAUUGCAAAAGACAGUGCAUACGUACUGCGGAAAACUUUACAAAAUAUUUAUUAAACAGUUAACCAAAAGCAUACAAGCUCGUUAUGAUAGACCACCAAAGGAAAGGUGAUUCUUGGAGAUCACUGAGUCAAAUGAAUUAAAUCACAAAAUAUCGAGGAUACAUGUGAAGGAAUAGUCUUGGAUGAAAUGUUCAGGAAGGAAUUAUUCACUACAAAAUAAUUUUUUUCCUUGAAGAAGUUAAAUAAGCAAUAUAUUCAUUUAAUGAAGAAUAAAUUAAAGUCUUGGACUCCAACAAGAAGACAUUUUUUCAUCUCUGGUAUUUUGUAAUGUUACUCGCUGUCAUUCUAGUACUGAUGAGAAAUACUGCCUGGUUGUAGCCUACAGACUCUGGGUGACUCUUAUUCUCAAGGGAGUGAGAACAGUAGGGUGUGUGGAUGGAGAUGUACCUCAUGCACAGUGGGAACACUCAAACUGUGAGUAUAGCAAUAAUUCUGUGUCAGCACUAACCUCACUUUAAAUGUGUGAGAAGACGUUUACAGGAGCAGAAAAGGUUCUGUUUCUAAAGAAAUGUGAUGUAACCAUUGACAAUCUAUAGUGUGCCUUUAGAUUUCAUCUCUGUUUUCAAAUCUUUUUGUGACAAUCAUAUUUAAAAUUAUUUUUACAUUACAAGUAAACUGCACGUUUAAAAUGGACCUGUAUAAGAAAGAAGGAAAACAGUGAAAAUUGUGGCAUUUUAGUCUCUGUCUGUAUACUUGUGCAAUGUAGUAUUUUCAUUUGUGUAUGCUAAAACUGUCUUGCCAAACUUGGUUCUAAGAUUGUUAAACAUAAAUUUUGGGAAAUUUUUUAUGAGUUUAAGUGAAAAUUUUCAGCUUUACUGGGCAUUCUGGAAGAAUAAAGUGCUGAUAAUAACGUGAAAACCUAAAUAAUACACAUACAUGAUGGUGGAAAAUGUGACAGACCAAAAUGUGUAGCUAUAUACUUCCUGUGAAUAGUAAUUUUAGUUACAAUGGAGCAGGAAAAAGUGCUCAUUUAAACUUUUUUUCUUCUACCUCAAAAUAAUUUUGCAAGAUAUUUUUGAAGAAGCGUAUAUAGAGAGCCUUACUCUAAAUAAAUUAGACCGCAUUUGUGGGUGAUUUUGAUUAAGAAAAUCAUUACCUCUGACUACAGAAAAAGUGGUUUUGAUUGGGUCAGUGUGAAUGUCUUUCUUUUUUGAAUAUCACUUAAGACAGCUAUUUUUUUAGUGUUGAAAAUAUGAAAAAUAUUACUUCUCAUAGUGUUCUUGGCCACUAUCUAAUGUACAUUUGAAGGGUAUAUAGAAGGCUGUUUUUAAUGGUCCUCAAAUAAGACCAUUGCCUGCCGGGCUGUAUUCAACUCCUGGGGGUGGGUGUGUGGAGCUUGUUGAGAAUGGAUUCUUGGGCUUCACCUUUGAGGACUCUGAUCUCCUGUGUCUAGGGUGAGAUUUACAGACAUUUCUUAUUAAGAGGAGAUUUUAAAAAUUACACAAAAGUAGAGAGAAGUGGUGCUGAUUUUCCAGAUGAAAAGAAAAUCUCAGACAGCACGUUAUUUCACUGCCACAAAUACUUUGUUAACUACAGUGACAUCAUUCCUCCUCCAUACUACAUGAAUCUCCAGUCCCUAAGCAAAUUACCCUGCUUGUCUCCACUGUUAGAAGCGGGGUGCAAAAAUAAGUUACAUUGUGAUUCUGUUUUUAAUAAGCAUCUCAGCUGAUUUCAGUGUCAGCUAGUUUUGGAACCACUGGAAAUCAUUUUGCCAACUUGAAGGUUGAAAUUAGAAUAUUACAAUUCUUGGCACAGUUAGUGGAUUAUAAUUGUGAUUCUGAAAUAUUAGAGGAAGUACUUGGGGUUAUUGAUAAGAUAGAAAUUUAUCCCUUAAGCAAGUUCCUUAGAUUUGAGUUCCUUACUGAACAGAGAAUCUCAGCCCCAUUGACUCUGAUAUGAUGGAUUGGGACUCGAGCGUGUGGUCAUAGCUUAAUCCAACUGGACUAUAUAUACUGUGAUCUCACGCAGGUUGUGACUGACUGACACCGUCACACUCUACACACUGUUGAUCAUUUGGAAGAUUCUUCAUCUGGUUUAUUCAGAUCUGGCCUAAUUGGGUAUUUUACUAAAAGUAGGGUUAUGGUGAAGAUGCACUUAAGGACUAUUUUUUACCUGAAAUGUAGGAUAUCACAGAAAGUUAAUAAGAAUAUUAAAAUGAGUUUUCUGAAUUUAGAUAAGGUAAAUUUUUUCCUUGAGAAUUUAUGAGAAAUGUAGCACUCAGUGUUAAUGAGGUUAAAUUAUAGAACAAUUUAGAGAAUAUUACAUUUCUUUUCAUAAAACAGUAUAUAUCUAUGCAGUUUAUAUAAAUUACAUCAUAUAUUCUUUGAGUCUAUGUGUUAGAACAAUUCUGACCUCAGAACUCUCUCUGGGCUACAGUAUUACCAAAGUGGAAUGAUGAAAAUGCAGUAAAACUUUAUUUGUAUGAGUAGUCAUCUUAAAAGAACUAGAAAAACUUGUAGAAAUAUAUAUUGUGAUUUACACUUUAAAAAAACAUAUACUUUUUGUUUUUCCUAUGCAGAGUAGUUCAGAAUGUAUUAGGUAACCCAGUUAUCUUUUGAUACUUGAGAGCCUGAGAUAAUAUUUUACUGUUGCUCUCAUCUUGCCUUCAGUCUGAUGUUACUGGUGCAAAGGAAAGAAAAUCAGACUGUGAGCUCAAUCUGCAUACUCUUCCUGGUGAGAGACCCCGGGCAUAUCAUUUAACUUCUCUGUGCCUCGGGUUGGUAAGUAAUCUGUGUGCCCUUCUGACCUCCUGAGACCCAGAAGUCAUGAGUUAGGAAGUUAUGAGACUCAUCUAGACAACGGGCUUGAAGACACUCUCUCUGUCAGGUCACAUCAGCGCUGCUGCGGAAGGUGUUUGCCCUGUUUACCGUACGGAUCGUGUCUCCUUAGGCUCAGUGUUCUCUGAUAUGUAUUAUAGCUCUGGGAUUAAUUUGCUUAUUUUAUGUGAGGAAGAGAAAGCAGUGAAGAGAAUGAUGUAAAUGAAUGGUCAAAAAAAAAAAGAAGGAAAAGAGAGGAAGUGAGGAAAGCGAGGAAAGAAGGGGAUAAAAGUGAAAAUGGCAAAAGGCAGAGUUGGAAAAGAUGGAAUGAGAGUGGGGAAGAUCGAGAUGGAGAGAAACGGCGUGGAGACAGUCACUUGCUGAGCUGUGGGCCCCCACCCUGUGCCUCUGUCUGCCUCCCUCUAGGUCUGUGCCAGAGGCCCUCCAGGGUCAGGAAGGGUAUGGGCUUUCAUGGAGGCGAGCAGCAAGGCUCCCUUUGUUUGAUUUGUUAAUACUAGAAUUGUUUCCCAGUCACACUACCCACUUAAUCAUUUAGUGCUAAGGAUUCCACAUUUUUUUUUAAAAAACUGAAUUCCAGUUUAUGAGGUAGGAUGUGUAGAAGCACGAUAACUAUCUUCCUUUAACCUGGUCCUUUUAGUCAUCCCAAGUGUUGGAUUAUGCCAAGACUAAUCAUGUAGAAUCACAGGAGAGGUUAGGGUAGAGGGGAUGGCCUCUUAGGUUUGAAGAGGAGCAGGGACUUACUGCAUCCGUUUCCCAAGGUGAUACUGACAGGAAGCCAGGUGUGGACAUCACUGUCCUGCCUUGAGUGGCAGCGUAAACAGUGAAUCACAUCUACUGAUCCCUCAGUAGGUAUACUUUCAAUUGAACCGUUAUGAAUAAAUUCAAGAAAAUAUUCAGCGUCGUCUUUUUCAGAAGUUUAUAUUGUAGUAGUAAGUGCCUUAGGUAGUAGUCAGAACUUCUUUAAGGUAUUUUUAGAAAGACCACGGAUCUUUUUGUUUUGUAAAAUAACUUUUUUUUGGCUCCAUAGAGUAAAUGGAGAAGGAAAGUAGAGGAGCAGUCAUGUCAGGUGUGGGGUCAGUUAUGCAUUUAUUAAAUGUAAUUUCAUGUAUCUUAAAACAACAAUUGCCUUUUAAUAUUUAAUGAAAACAUUAAAUAAUGAGCUUUUUUUUUAUAUACACUGCCAAAGCAACCCUUUUUUGCCUAUUAAAUUCUGGCCAAACUGUUCUGAUGUUUAUUGUUUCUUAAUUCAUUGAACAUGAAACUAGGUUUUAAAAACUAAGUUAUAAAGUUAGAUAAACUUAAGACAAGUCUAAAAGGUGGUACAAGAAGGUGUUCUUUUUUAAAACUAAAAAAUGAAUAUGAUGUUAAUUCAAUUAUUUAGCAAGUAUAGGAUUAUGAGAACAUGGAAUAUAGCAUAUUGGAAUAGGGAUUUUAAAGUUGAUUAUAAAUCAAUGUCAAACUUAACUUUUAAAUGUAAAAUAUAUAUUGUCACCUCAUCUAUCAAUAAUUCCAAAUGUGUAGUGGGGUUAUUUCUUUAGAAUUUUCUAUAAACCCAGUUUUCAAACAAAAGAGAGCCUUUGAAAAGAUAGGAAAUGAGAAUUUCUGUAACUACUAACACUGUGAGUGCUGUUCAGAGGAUGCGUGGUCAGACAUUCUGAUGUGAUACUUAACUGAUAUGGAGCCUUUGAUUAUGUUUCCGUACAUACACAGUCUGAACAUGUGCAACCCUACAACACCGUAGGAACUCCUCGCAAAAACUGAACAGAACUCAACAGUGUAUGUUGUGUAAAAGUAAAUUGACUCUGACUAUGAUGGAAAAUAGCUAUUUUCAACCUUUGUAUAAAAUCUCUUCAGGGAAUAUUGGAAUGUUGUGGAAAAAUAAUUCAGGGCUUGUAGUAUAGCUGUAGAUUAUGUCAUUUAUUUGAAAUUUAGCAACACAUACAUACAUCAUAUUCAUUAUUUGAGCCAGACCAAUGGUUUUUGAUGGGGUGCUCUAACAGAAGAUCUAUGAAGGAGAUGGUUUGCACCUGUUCUUAAAAUAAAAAACUGGUAAAGGUUGUAGGUGUUUCCAUUUUUUUACAAGCAUUUUGCAUAAAUACAUUAAUAAUUUGAGUAGAAUGGUUGUAAAAGCUGCAGAAGGCAUCUUGGUAUACUGUGAUAUGCAGAGGUUGCUGUCCUUAAAUUGCUUUUUUACCUUAAAAUGUUAUAGUUUUAAGAUAAUUUGGAUGUCUUUCUCUUAAGUAUUUUAUGUAUCUUGACAUUUAUUAAAGAUUGUAGGUUGGGCUGUUGCCUGAAAUAAUAGAAAGUUGCUUCAUUUGGAGGGGGGGAGUUCAACUCACCUUUUUCUUGAGAAACCAUGUUGCUGUUACUAAAUAAACAUCUCAAUAAAUGUUUAAGUUCUUCAAA
Molecule: messenger RNA, 6517 nt
Organism: Phyllostomus discolor (pale spear-nosed bat)
Lineage: Eukaryota; Metazoa; Chordata; Mammalia; Chiroptera; Phyllostomidae
Gene: GXYLT1
Product: glucoside xylosyltransferase 1
Exons: 8
Coding region: 62-1384 (440 amino acids)
Biological process (GO): protein O-linked glycosylation via N-acetylgalactosamine
Molecular function (GO): UDP-xylosyltransferase activity
Source: RefSeq, a predicted model, not a curated record